This is a messenger RNA of Paramecium octaurelia, 1925 nucleotides long. Lineage: Eukaryota; Ciliophora; Oligohymenophorea; Peniculida; Parameciidae. The record is from the annotation of a GenBank genome assembly.
UUUUAUUAUUUUAAUGCUCACCUAAGAUAUCAUAUUCUAUUCUAUCGCUACUACAAUCCUAUUCCUUUAUGUCUUAUACCUGAUAUGGGAAUACUCAGCAAAGGAUGUGCCCUUAUAUAUUAAGAUUUUAACCUUUAUAUCUUGGACCCUAACCUUUUCGAUUGUAUUGGUCCUACCAAUUGACAUUGCUAAUGUUUAUUAUUCCAUUGUUAAUAUUAGUCAACCAAAUAGCUUGAUGAGACCUAAUAAUUAGAAACUAUGGGGAACAUCAAAGUAUUGUGGAGAAUUAUGUAUUGGGGAAACUUCUUUUUGGCUUGGUACAAAUUCAUAUUAUACAGGUUGGUCUUACCCUUUUUUUAAGAUUAUGAAGGCUCGGGAGAUUUCGAUAUAAAAGGAAAGAUUAAGUACUCUUUGAAGAAGAAUUUAACAAUAUAUGGAGUGGGAACCGUAAUAAUUAUCGGAUUAGCCAUCUAUUUAUUGAUCAAGGAUAAUUUUGAUUCAGCUCACGUGGAAGGGGUUCUCAUAGGAGUGAGCAAUUUCUUGUAAUCGAUCUAAUUAAUCAUUUAGUGGUUUACUCCUCGUUGUCAUUCUUUUGGGAUAAGGAUUAGUGGCAAUUCCAAAACUAUACUACAGGGAACAUAAGGAGGAAGAAGUCUUGGAAUAGUGCUAUCAAUAGGCUGUGCUAUUAGAUGAAUAAAGAACUGAUAAAACCUAUGAACUGGAAGACAUUUGUAGGGUUGUAAUAUAAUGUAAAAUACAUAGACCCUUCAAUUAUUGCAGAAUGAAUACUCCGACAGCGAAUUCAGUCGAUAUUUGAUGAUCAUUCUGCAACACAUCCCUUAGGAAUUUCAAAAGAGCAUCAGACACACCUUAUAAAAGUACAAUGCAUCCAACAUACCAGAUAAAUAUAAACCAUUGAAUCUGGAGAUAUUGGCUUCCAUACACAAGUAUGUGAAAUGCAUUAUGUUUGAUUUACAAAGAAUUCAAACUAAACUCAAUAUUGUUAAUUAGAAGGCAUUGAAGUUUGAAAGGAAAGACUUAGCAGAUGACGAGACACAAUUUGAAACCAAAUGGUCUAAAAUGAUAUACAAGAUUUCUAUUAUUUGGAAUCUAAAGCUCAGAAAAUAUUACUGUGUGUUUUUGGCCAUAACCUAUGCCCUUCUUAGUUUAUUAAUCCUAUUUUGCGAAUUAAUUACUUUUGUGGCCAAAACAAACAAGAAUUUAAACCCCUAUUAUUUGUUAUUGUCCUCCAUCAAUAGGUAUUAUUUGACAGAACUUGUUUUGCUCCUGCCUUUGCUUUAUAUGAUGUUUUGCACCUAUUAUGGCUUGUUUGCAAUGAAAAUCUCUGGAUUGAUCUCAUUUAAUAAACAUCAUCACACAGAUGCACCUAGUUUGAUGUUUGGUUCUAUGUAUUUAUAUUUCAUAUUUGUGAGUAACUUUGCCAGAGUAAGUUUCCCCUUGUGUUUCAAUUUCAUACAAAUUACAGACAUAUUGGAGGAUUAGGCCACUUCUUUCAGUGAGACAGUCGGGAAUCUGGCUGAAUCUCUUUUUGUAUAGAGUUACAAAACCAUACUGCCCUUGAUGUUGUUGAUUAUGUGCUUUUUCAAUUUAUUCAAUAUUGGUGAUAAGUUGAUGAGGACGAUAGGUCUGGGGUAAUAUGCUCAGUAGGAGAGGAUAUCAGGAAUGAGCUUGGAAGGAAAGAAGAUUAUAGAGAAAGGUAUAUUUGAGUAUAACAUUUAAAAGAAAGAGAGAUGAGGAGGAAGAGCAAUGUUAAUGAGAGUAAUUCUCAGAUUGUAUUUCAGGAAUUGCAGAUUAUGCCAAAAAGCAAGGUCCAGGAUGAAGAGGAGACCUCAAGAAAAAACUCAUAAAAUUAGGGAAUUAGAAAUUUUGAUUAAAUUCUAAGCAUUUGAAUUAUAUAUAUUUUA